AUGCGCGCUAGCUAUUUCCGCAACGAGGAACAUCCACCGUUUGUUCUCCGCAAUGUUUUCGUGACGCAGAGAGCUCCUUCCAUUCAUUCGUGCUACCUUUAUUUGGCUUAUCUCGAGACCACCCUCUCAAUCUAUUUGAUUGUCUUUUAUCCCGUGUUCUUCCAAGAUAUGAUUCCACCUUCCAUCGAGAUGUCUUUAGCCAAUCCGCCAUAUCUCAUGAGCGAUCCCCUCGCUUCAUGUCUCUCAUCUUCAGCAUACUGA
Molecule: messenger RNA, 261 nt
Organism: Sparassis crispa
Lineage: Eukaryota; Fungi; Basidiomycota; Agaricomycetes; Polyporales; Sparassidaceae
Exons: 6
Coding region: 1-261 (86 amino acids)
Source: RefSeq, a predicted model, not a curated record